GCCCAUUAAGUAUUCGAAAACAGUAAUAAGAGUUCGAUCAUCGUAAUGAAACAGUUGUGGAUUUUGUACAGUGCUCUAGUGGUGACCUACGCUCAACUUCCGGGAUUCAGCUUUGGUACUAGUGGGUUUGGGAGAUUUGCACUUUCAAAUCCGUUGUUUAAUGCUUCGUUCGCGGCCACGAAUCCGAUAGAUCGUGUAUCAGACAUCGCGUCUAGAGCUAGAAGUUUGGCAAACACCGUUCAACAGAAUCUUCCGAAAGUACCACAACUUCCGAAUCCUCUAUCGGCGUUUUCUAGAUUUGCUAGGCCAUCGGGAUCGAGUAGUUCAACCAAUUCGAACACGAACUAUAAUCAGAACACUAAUGACAACAGAGUGGGCCAGGGUGUUGACUCCGCCAGGAAAGCGAUUAAUGAUGUAGUAAGCGCCAUACCAAGAGUCUCUGGAUUACCACGAAUACCUGAUAUACCGGAGAUACCUGGAUUAUCAAAUUUCGGAGCCCCAAGAGAUGUGUUUAAUUCUUUCGUGAAUUCUUUGAAUAAUAUAACAAAUGGGCAGGGAAUCUCCAAUCCUGAACAGAUGUUUAGUAGGAUUAAUAACUUUCUACCUGAAGUAUCGAGCCUAGUAGAUAAGAUUGCGAACUUUGCUAAAUCCGCUACCAAUUCUGGCAUUUGGUCGAACAUAUCUAACGAUAUUAAGAAUGAAAUACAAAGUAGAGUCGCUUCACUGUCUCAAGGGUUCUCGAAUAUAACUUCUGCCAUAGAGAAGAUCGGCCAAAACAUACCCAAUUUAAUACAAGAUCAAAGGCUCAAUACGACACUUCGAAACGAACCGUUCUUUUUUCCUAAUCGCUCGGUCAUCGUUCAUCUGUUUGAGUGGAAAUUCGACGAUAUAGCUGAAGAGUGCGAGAAAGUGCUCGGACCUAAUGGAUAUGGUGGCGUACAGGUGUCCCCGAUCAAUGAAUACUUGGUAUCGUCAUCACGAGCUUGGUGGGAGCGUUACCAACCGAUUUCCUACGAAAUUAAGUCAAGGUCGGGUAACGAAAAACAGUUUUCCGAUAUGGUGAAACGUUGCUUAAAGUCGGGUAUACGAAUCUACGUGGAUGUAGUGUUCAACCACAUGGCUGCUCCCGGAGCAUCAUCCCCGCUGUAUGGGACUGCAGGAUCAACCUGCGAUCCACAGGAUAGAGACUAUCCAUCUGUGCCGUUCAACCAAUCUCAUUUCCAUACUGCGUGUCAGAUUAGUAAUUAUAAUAAUGCAACUAACGUCCGAAGUUGUGAACUGGGGUCUCUACCGGACUUGGAUCAAUCCAAUCACUAUGUGAGGCAGAAAAUCGUCAGGUUUUUGAACCACCUGCUCGAUCUCGGCGUAGCUGGGUUCAGAGUAGAUGCGGCCAAGCACAUGUUACCUGCAGAUCUAAAAGCCAUUUACGAUAGCCUGAAAUCUGUUAAUCCAAUGUUUCUUUUUCCUCCUGGAGCUAGACCAUUCAUAUAUCAAGAAGUGAUUGAUCUGGGAAAUGAAGCCGUUUCAGCUAAAGAAUACACAAAUCUUGGAGUUGUAACGGAUUUCGCCUGGGGCCUUGUGAUAGGUGACAUCUUCCGGGGAUCCCUCAGCGCAGAUGCCCUACAAAUUCUUACUAAGAAUGGCUCUUCCGGAGCACUUCUCCCAUCGAAUCAGGCACUAAUAUUCGUAGAUAACCACGAUAAUCAAAGGGGCCAUGGAGCUGGUGGAGCAUCGAUUCUAAACUACAAGACGAAACCGCAGUACAUCCAGGCGGUAGCGUUCACACUUGCCACCGAUUAUGGAAUUGCCAGAGUUAUGAGCUCGUAUGAUUUUUCAAAUUCUGAUCAAGGACCCCCGCAAGAUGCAGUGCAGAUUAUAAAAUCACCAGGCUCUGCAGCGAAUGGCUCAUGCACCAACGGUUGGGUGUGCGAACACCGUUGGCCUGAGAUAAGGAGAAUGAUUCAAUUCAAAAACUACGUGGCCGGUACCUCUUUGGAUCACAUUCAGGCUACGCCGAAUACAUUUGCUUUCUGCCGUGGAGAGAAGGGAUUCGUCGUUCUCAACAAUUCGGAAAACACCAUCACCCAAGUGUACCACACGUGUCUUCCUCAGGGCCAGUAUUGUGAUAUCAUUUCUGGGGAACUAUCACAGGGUGCCUGCUCAGGAACUGUCAUCAAUGUGAAUGAAAAUGGAGAUGCAGAAAUUACGCUGGCCAAGAAUUCCAUUGUAGCUCUUUAUUUGCCUUCGAAGUUGCCAUGAAAGACAUGUUGAACUAACAUUAUGAUUUAUUAUUACAGUUUCGAACUUCCAUUAGCAAAAUUUUACCAUUAACUAUGAAACCUAUCCGUCUAUUAAAUAGAAACUCAAUAAGAAACUA
Messenger RNA from Armigeres subalbatus, 2377 nucleotides. RefSeq names its product alpha-amylase I-like. Gene Ontology annotation, molecular function: cation binding; alpha-amylase activity. The transcript is spliced from 2 exons. NCBI's taxonomy places the organism in Eukaryota, Metazoa, Arthropoda, Insecta, Diptera, Culicidae. The record is from RefSeq and is a predicted model, not a curated record. Gene Ontology annotation, biological process: carbohydrate metabolic process. Bases 46 to 2259 code for a protein of 737 amino acids.